Molecule: messenger RNA, 1047 nt
Organism: Gorilla gorilla gorilla (western lowland gorilla)
Lineage: Eukaryota; Metazoa; Chordata; Mammalia; Primates; Hominidae
Exons: 3
Source: RefSeq, a predicted model, not a curated record
CCUUCCACGGCAUUGCCGACGGGGACGCCGCCCAGGGCAUCGCCGACGGGGAUGCCACCCAGGGCAUCGCCGACGGGGACGCCGUCCAGGGCCUCGCCGACUGGGACGCCGUCCAGGGCCUCGCUGACUGGGACGCCGUCCACCGCUUCGCUGACGGGGACGCCAUCAAGAGCAUCGCUGAUGGGGAUGCCACCCAGGGCAUCGCUGAAGGGGACGGCAUCGAUAACGAGGACGCCGUCCAGGGCAUUGCCAACGAGGACUCCAUCCAGGGCAUCACCACCUGGGACGCUGUCCAGGGCAUCGCCAACUGGGACGCCGUCCACGGCUUCACCGACGAUGUCGCCUUCCACGGCAUCGCCGACGGGGACACCGUCCAGGGCAUCGCCGACGGGGACGCCUUCCACGGCAUCACCGAUGGGGACGCCGCCCAGGGCAUCACAGACGGGGUCGCCGUCCAGGGCAUCGCCGACGGGGACACCGUCCAGGGCAUCGCCGACGGGGACGCCGUCCAGGGCAUCUCUCUCGAUGACGCCAUCCACGGCUUCGCUAACGAGGAUGCCACCCAGGGCAUCACCAACUGGGAUGCUGUCCAGGACAUCGCUAAUGAAGAUGGAUUCCAUGGCAUCGAUAAUGAGGAUGCCGUCCAGGGCAUCGGCAACGAGGACGCCGUCCAGGGCAUCGCCAACUGGGACGCCAUCCAGGGCAUCGCCAACUGGGACUCUAUCCAUGGCUUCGCCGACAGGGUCACCUUCCAUGGCAUCGCCGACAGGGACGCCGCCCAGGGCAUCGCCUAUGGGGAUGCCGCCCACGGCAUUGCCGACGGGGUCGCCGCCCCCGGCAUCGCCGACGGGGACGCCGCCCAGGGCAUCGCCGACGGGGACGCCGCCCAGGGCAUCGCGGAUGGGGACGCCGCCCAGGGCAUGGGCAACAAGGUUGCCGUCCACGGCAUCGCUAACGAGGACGCCGUCCACUGCAUCGCUAACGAGAAAAUCGAAUGUUAACCAGCAGUGACCUGCUUCAACACCAUCAUCGGAAGUCAGAAGUUGA